AAAGAGCUUUGCUUUUCCAGGGGAGCUCCUCCCGAGCCACUGCUCCUCUCCCUGAGAGAGCCCCUGGGUACUGGGACAAGCUCUUCCACCCCGCCCAAAACUCUUACGCACGUACCUUGGGGCUGCACGGGAAGCAGGCAGGACGGUAUGGUGCGGCGCGUGGCGGUGGUGGGCGCAGGCGUCAGUGGGCUGGCGGCCAUCAAGUGCUGCCUGGAAGAAGGGCUGGAGCCCACCUGCUUCGAGCAGAGCGAGGACGUCGGGGGGCUCUGGCGCUACACGGACCAGGCAGAGGAAGGCAGAGCCAGCAUCUACCGCACUGUCUUCACCAACUCCUGCAAAGAGAUGAUGUGUUACCCUGACUUCCCCUUCCCUGAAGACCACCCCAACUACAUGCACAACGCCAGGCUCCAGCACUACAUCUGCAAGUACGCUGAGCACUUUGACCUCCUCCGGCACAUACAGUUCAAGACCCUGGUCACCAAGGUUAAAAAACGCCCUGACUUUUCUGUGACGGGGCAAUGGGAGGUGGUGACCCAGAGAGACGGGAAGGAAGAGACAGCAGUUUUUGAUGCUGUUAUGGUUUGCUCUGGGCAUCAUGUCUACCCAAACCUCCCCCUCGCUGAUUUUCCAGGAAUACAGAAGUUUAAAGGCUGCUACUUCCACAGCCGAGAGUACAAGGAGCCAGAGAAGUUCAGAGGGAAGAAGGUGCUGGUGAUAGGCUUGGGCAACUCGGGCAGUGACAUUGCUGUGGAGCUCAGUGCCGUGGCAUCACAGGUCUACCUGAGCUCCCGAAGUGGGUCCUGGGUGAUGAGCCGCGUCUGGGACAACGGCUACCCCUGGGACAUGCUGGUCAUCACUCGUUUCCGGACCUGGCUGGGGAACAUCCUCCCCAGGGCGAUCAGCGACUGGCUGUAUGUGAGAGGCAUGAACCGGUUCUUCAAGCACGAGAACUUCGGCCUCAUGCCACUGAACAGAACUUCCCGCAAGGAGCCGGUGUUCAAUGAUGACCUCCCGAGCCGCAUCGCCUGUGGCGUGGUGGUGAUUAAGCCAAACGUGAAGGAGUUCAGAGAAACGUCCGUCUUGUUCCAAGAUGGGACUGUGCAGGAUGACAUCGAUGCGGUAGUCUUUGCCACUGGUUACAGUUACUCUUACCCUUUCAUGGAGGAUGAUUCCAUCAUCAAAAGCAGGGACAAUCAGGUCACCCUCUACAAAGGCAUCCUCCCUCCUCGGCUGGAGAAGCCAACCAUGGCAGUCAUUGGGCUAGUCCAGUCCCUUGGACCCAUCAUCCCAACAGCGGACCUCCAGUGCCGCUGGGCAAUCAAGGUGUUUCAGGGGCAGUGCACGCUCCCCCCAGUCAGCGAGAUGAUGCAUGACAUCGAUGAGAAGAUGGGGAAGAAGCUCAAGUGGUAUGGGAACAGCACCACGCUGCAGACGGAUUAUAUCACUUACAUGGACGAGCUGGCCUCGGCCAUCGGUGUGAAGCCCAACGUGCUGAAGCUCCUGCUGACGGACCCGCGGCUGGCCCUGGAGGUCGUCUUUGGCCCCUGCAGCCCCUACCAGUUUCGGCUGAUGGGCCCAGGGAAGUGGAGCGGGGCCAGAAAGGCCAUCCUCACCCAGUGGGACCGAACGCUGCGGGUGACGCAGACACGCGUCGCCCCCGCUGUCCCCACCACCUUCCCCUGCCUGGCUAUGCUAGGGGUGCUCUUCCUCCUGCUCCUCCUCCUCCUUGCUGCCCUUUACUGCUAGGGGACCCCAGGGGGAUGGGGAGGGAUGCAGGAGUACAGAGCGGUGUACGUGCAUGGGAUGCUUUCUCCUGCUGGGCAAUGUGUGCUGCUGCCCUGCUCAUUAACCUGAAAAUAAGUCAUCAAGAGAUCCCUGAAAAAUGGCAUUGAUAAAUCGGAUGUGAUCUCUGUGCCUGGUAAAAUUGGGAGGUUUCUCAGCUGGGGCUAUGAAAGAGUGUAAGUGCCAGCCCCAGUAAGUAACAUUGGUUAUUUUGUCCCUCUACAUGUAUUCAAAUAGUGGUGCAUUGCUACAUGUCUUUAAAUCUCCCUGUCUACUGUCUCUUUUUCUGGUGGAAAACUAGAGUCAACAUGUUUGGUUUUUCAAGAAAAUUUUCAGUGUAAAGCUUGUGUUCUGGCUAAAACCAGCUUGCCUGAAUUGGCCCUUUUGAAAAAUAAUUUUCAUAACAAGUAAAGAAAAACAUCCACGUUUUUUUCCAGUGGGGAAAGAUGCCCAAAUGAAAAAAAUAAUCAGAUUAAAAUAUUGAGAGGAAUACUCUGGUAUAUAAACAGCCCACCAGCUCUCAGAACAACAUCUGGACUUCGCUGGAACAUGCGAGCAUCUGAAAGCUGAGAUGAACCGUGUCUGCCAGCCAAAAUGCCCUGUCCCGCUGGGGCUGUGUAACCCAGCACCAUAGCUGCUGCAGCCAUGGUGAGAGCAUCCUCGGAGAGAUCCCUCUCUGAGCUGCUUCGCUUCCUGCUGGGCAUCCCUGUCCCUGCAGCAACAGCUUGGAUGGGCACCUGUGCCCCUCUCUGUGGCCACCCCCAAUGCUUGUCCAGGGGUGACAGGGAUGUGCCAUCUGCCCAAUUGCCCAUCCCGAGGUGGGGAACAAAGCCUCCAUGGUCCACCCUCACCUGAGCAAGUGGGGAGGAGCUGGGCUGAUCCUGGUGAGCUGCUGAAAUUCUGAUGUGGCCAGAUCAUGUGGGCUUUUUCUUUGCAUCCAUCUGCCGAGAGUGGAACCAGCCCGUGGUGUAAUUUCGGUGCUCCCCGGGAAGCACUCUGCCUGCAGGCAUCUUGGCUUUUCUCCUCCAUACAGCAAUAACUAUGGCUUUGCAAAAUGCUCUGUGGUUUUAUGAAAUGCACCAUGUAAAUGCAAAAUAAUAUCAUUGCUGUGAGCUCUAGCCCUGGAAACGAGACUAGAGGAUGCCUGCCAUUCCCUUUUCAGUGCCUCUGCCCAAGUCCUCUGCUAACAUGCUGCUUCCUACCAGGAGAUGAAGAGGUUUGCCUGCUCUUAUUUCUUCCAGUCCAAAUGAUGUGUACCUGUGGUGGGAAGCAACCCCUUCCUAUGAUUGUGAUCCAAUUCAAAACACUGCAGAUGCACCAUCUAUCUGAAACAUGAAUAAAAAUACAGUGGCAUCAUCUGA
Molecule: messenger RNA, 3143 nt
Organism: Harpia harpyja (harpy eagle)
Lineage: Eukaryota; Metazoa; Chordata; Aves; Accipitriformes; Accipitridae
Product: dimethylaniline monooxygenase [N-oxide-forming] 3-like
Exons: 9
Coding region: 148-1746 (532 amino acids)
Molecular function (GO): N,N-dimethylaniline monooxygenase activity; flavin adenine dinucleotide binding; NADP binding
Source: RefSeq, a predicted model, not a curated record